CAAAAGUGCUACUUUCAUGGAGUAGCUUCGGCGCCACAUGGUCUUUUUCUUGGUAUUAGAACUAGUUGGUGGUGCGUUGUUCGAUGUCGAAGAAUAAUGACGGCGGCCUUAGCAGUUCAGGCCUCCAAGAGUGCUUGUGCUGCAAGCGGAUGCACCGGAGGUCUUAUUUCAACGAGACGGAAGAACAAGGCGUUCGGGUUUGCGACUCUGGCAGGGCGAGCAGUUGCAGCAGCAGGUCCUCGUGGACCAACAGAAGCAGUGGCAAGCGCACAGC
Amoebophrya sp. A120 is the source of this 274-nucleotide messenger RNA. Lineage: Eukaryota; Dinophyceae; Syndiniales; Amoebophryaceae. The record is from the annotation of a GenBank genome assembly.